UUGACUUUGACAGACAGCCAUUGGGGGAAAAAAAACUACAGCUGAGAUUUGUUGUGAGAAACUUUGCGUAAUUUAGCUAAUUUUAUGAGUGAAACAGUGCUAUAACUAUGUGCUUGUGACUAUUUAUUGUCGUCUAAUUAAACAUGGAAGCGGUGUACGCAUGUGGCGUAAUAUGCAUUGAGUUCAUCCAAUCUUGGUUUAAAAACUAUGCAGAAUACUUUGAGAAUGUGAACGACCUGGCCAACCCGCAUCAUGGGUUCGAGCUGUUUGUUCCGAUUGUGGGCAUCUUCGACUCGGUGUUCGCAUCACAAUAUUUGCUGUGCAUGGCGUUCGGGAGCUGGCUGAAUGCUGUCUUGAAAUGGUGCUUCCUAGAAGAGCGUCCGUACUGGUGGGUGCGAGAGACCACAUACUACAAGGGCCAGAGUCGUCCCACACUGGCGCAGACAAGCCAGACGUGUGAGACGGGCCCGGGGAGCCCUUCAGGACACGCCAUGAUCGUGGCCAUGGAGUUACUGUUGAUUGUGAUGUGGAUCUCGCAUGUUAUGAAUGACAGGAAGUGCUACGUAUGGUGGUGGAAGCACAUAACCUACCCGAUAUGUGCAGUGGUGCUCGCAUCUACGAUGUUGGCGCGACUGUACGUGGCUGCCCACUUCCCACAUCAAGUCGUUUUGGGAGCUAUUAUUGGGGCAUUCCUAGCACCAGCCCUCUGCAUCUACAUUAGUGACCCGGCAGUCUGGGGCCACCGCCGUCGCGACCCCCUGAUACAGUGGAGGCACACGGCGCUGUCUCUCACUGCUGUAGUGACGGCGUGCGCGGUGUACUGGGGGCUGAAGUGGCUGCACCGGGACCCCAUGUGGAGCGUGCAGAUGGCCUUCCGUUGGUGUCAAGUGCCGGAGAACAUCCACGUAUCGACCACCCCGGUGUAUGCCCUAGUCCAAUCUACGGGCAGUCUGCUCGGCUGGGCACUAGCCGCCACCGCCGCCGUCGACAAAUACCGCCACAACACUAAAGCCCGCUCACUGAUAAUCGCCACCACGGUGCAAUUCGUCUUCGUCUACCUGACCAGGUAUUACCAGGAGAUCAUACCCAGAGAGAAGGCCUGGUUGUACUAUCUACUGAAUUUCAUAGUAUACGCGGCCAAACCCGCCUUGUUCCUGAGAGUGACUCCGUUUUUAGCCAUGUUGCCUUUUAAACAGAAGGUUAAAACUUCUUAGGUGAGUUUUAUUAUGCUGGCUCAGGGCCUCGAGUGCGAGUUUUUUCACCUAUCGAGAAGUGA
Messenger RNA from Plutella xylostella (diamondback moth), 1276 nucleotides. It is a transcript of the gene G6P, whose product is annotated as Glucose-6-Phosphatase. NCBI's taxonomy places the organism in Eukaryota, Metazoa, Arthropoda, Insecta, Lepidoptera, Plutellidae. The record is from RefSeq and is a predicted model, not a curated record. Gene Ontology annotation, molecular function: glucose-6-phosphatase activity. Gene Ontology annotation, biological process: gluconeogenesis; glucose 6-phosphate metabolic process. Gene Ontology annotation, cellular component: membrane.